CGGGCGAGCCAGUCGAGCCGCAUCUCUGGUCCCUCAUGCUGCGUCAUUCCCGUUGCCCUCGACGGCUCAGUCUAUGCGACUCGUCAUAUACUGCUGCUGCUGCUGUUCCUACUGGAACUCGCCGUCGUUGUUCGGGCUGCCCUUGGGGGUCUUAUAAGAGAUCCGCCCUUUUACACACACGUUUCAUUUUAUACUCUUCCAAUAUUGUCAUAUGAUUAAGACGACAGGGCAUGGACCAAGCCAGCAAGUCGAGGUCCAAUCUUCUGACACUAUAUAACACCAACCAUGGGCCAAGUCUCAAAUAUGCUUGAGCGGCCAACGAGUGCCCUGGCAAAGCCCUCGACACGUUUCGAGCAGCACCCGCAGAUGUAUCGUCACUUGCCCUUUGCCGCAGGCAUGAAACCCACAGGUCGACCACAGCAGAGCCGCCACAAGGGCCAGCUCAAGGUCUCGCCAAAGUCCAUCUGUGUUGACGCCGAGGAGCUUCGCCGCCGGCUCAAUGUCGUUCUGGAGGAGCAGAACCACCGAAAGGCGCGGCAACGGCAACGUCCGCCCCCGGUGAGCGAGGGCCAGGGGCAGGCGCGCGGGCAAGUGGAAGUCGCAGCGUCGUCCACAACUCAGGGCUCGCUCAACCCAGCGCGCCCCAGGCGCUAUGCCUCGGCCAGAGGCCAGCAACCCUCGAGGCCGGCUUCGGCGCUGGAGAUCACAACACAGCCGUUGCCGACGGCCCGGUCUCAUUCCCGUCAGGACCAAUUACGUAGUGCCGAGGGGGAGAUAGAGCCGGCCAAGACCAUCGUUCGGUCGAGCUCCAGGGCGACGACAGUCGACGCCGCAGGACAGACCCAGCCACUGCCCAAGGUUCGGCGUUCCUACUCGACGUCCAAGCUUAAUCGGUCAUUGUCAAUGGGCUCGAGUGUCCCAUCAAAGCACACCCCACGUAACGCUGCCGCACACUUUUCGGACACGGCGACGACGCAGAACAUGCAGAACAAGCAGCUCAUCCACCCGCUGGCACGGGAGGCGUUUGAGAAGCAGGAGCACGCACGGCUGGCAGAACAGGCUAGGUGUAAUUCGAGUAGCCUGACGGGCAAGACGUGGAACCUGAAGCGGUCGAGGAGCCAGCAACUGCACCACGGCGCCGCCUACGAGAGGAACCAGUUCCAGGACGGCAGUCUGACGCUCGGCUCGGUCAGCCACAGCCGAGACUCGAUUCACGGCACGGGCUUCCCCACGAAAAAGGGGGCCGGCAUGGACAACAUCUUCGAGGACGAAGAGUUCGUCGCGACACAGAAGCGUCAAGCUGAACGAGGUCGCCUGGAGAAAGUGACCUCGGCAGAGUUUGCCGAUAUUGUCAACGACCGUCGCAUCGACUGGACGCAGACCGACGAGUCGGAGAAGAAGCGAUCGAGUCUGCUUCAGGCAUUGUGGACCAGGAAACCCGCCGAGGCAAAGUCGGAACCUGCGGCACUGCAGCCGGCCAGUGCCACGAGCAAGAACAAGGUCCGCCCGCCCAAGAUCUCGACCAAGGGCGAGCUCUCACCGAGCUCUAGCGCGCUGCCGAUACCGGGCCUGAAGUCGCCCAAGUCGCCCCUGGCUUUCCUCACAAAGUUCAGGCGUCAGCAGCUCAUCAAAAUCUGAGCAGGCAAGAACCUCCGCUGGGUUCCAUAUGAUCUUAGUGGUCGUGCAAUUCAAAAUCAAGAAACGUGACUGGCGAUAUUCCUCAUAGUAUGAAGAGUUGGCAGGACGCUACACUAAGAUACCCUAUUUCAUUUCUUUAUUCUCGUCGUUCUUCUUACGACAAUCUAUGUAUAUAUCAGGCAGCUUUUGCGAGACGAUAAAACACCUUGGCCUGUUUCAAAAGAACGAAGUUUAUGAACGAA
This is a messenger RNA of Microdochium trichocladiopsis, 1880 nucleotides long. RefSeq lists its product as uncharacterized. NCBI's taxonomy places the organism in Eukaryota, Fungi, Ascomycota, Sordariomycetes, Xylariales, Microdochiaceae. The transcript has a single exon. The record is from RefSeq and is a predicted model, not a curated record. Bases 286 to 1638 code for a protein of 450 amino acids.